UGAGAAGUCUUUGAAUGGGCGUGGCCAACAUUGCGUGCUUACGAUAGACGAGCUUUUCCUGCCUCUGACAAGCGUGAGACAGUCCACUUCUGUUUACUUCAUUUUAACAAGUAUCUGCAAUCGAGCUAAUUUAAGAUGUUCUACACUUGUGGUCCCAAUGAGGCGAUGGUGGUCUCAGGCUGCGGCCGCUCCCCUCCUCUGAUGAUUGCUGGAGGAAGAGUGUUUGUUUUACCCUGCAUUCAACAAAUCCAGCGGAUAACUCUCAAUACUCUGACUCUGAAUGUGAAGAGUGAUAAGGUCUACACCAGACAUGGAGUUCCGAUCUCAGUGACGGGCAUUGCCCAGGUGAAGAUCCAGGGACAGAAUAAAGAAAUGUUGGCCGCAGCUUGUCAAAUGUUUAUGGGGAAGUCCGAGUCUGAGAUAUCUCAUAUCGCUCUGGAGACACUUGAGGGACAUCAGAGAGCCAUCAUUGCUCACUUGACUGUGGAGGAGAUCUACCAGGACCGUAAAAAGUUUUCCGAGCAUGUAUUUAAGGUCGCCUCCUCUGACCUGGUCAACAUGGGGAUUGGUGUGGUCAGCUACACACUCAAGGAUGUUCAUGACGAUCAGAAUUAUCUUGUGUCGCUGGGUAAAGCCCGUACCGCUCAGGUGCAAAAAGACGCUCGUAUCGGCGAAGCUCAGUUCAAGAGAGAUGCUGUCAUGAGGGAGGCUUAUGCCAUGCAGGAGAAGAUCUCUGCUCAGUACAAGAAUGAGAUUGAGAUGGCUAAAGCCCAGCGAGACUUUGAGCUGAAGAAAGCAGCCUACGACAUUGAGGUCAACACUAAGAAGGCAGAGUCUGAAAUGGCCUAUCAGCUUCAGGUGGCUAAAACAAAGCAGCGUAUCGAAGAGGAGAAGAUGCAGGUUCAGGUUGUGGAGCGUACGCAGCAGAUCACCUUGCAGGAGCAGGAGAUCACCCGCAGGGAAAAAGAACUGGAAGCCAGGGUCAGGAAACCGGCCGAGGCUGAGCGAUACCGUGUCGAGAAGCUCGCAGAGGCAGAGCGACUUCAGUUGAUCAUGGAGGCAGAAGCUGAGGCAGAAUCCAUCAGAAUGAAGGGAGAGGCAGAGGCCUUUGCUCUGGAGGCGAAGGGUCGUGCUGAGGCUGAGCAGAUGGUCAAAAAGGCAGAAGCUUUUAAAGAGUACAAAGAGGGAGCUAUGGUGGAUAUGCUGCUGGAGAAACUCCCACUGAUGGCAGAGGAGAUCAGCAGGCCACUCUCUGCUGCCCAGAAGGUCACCAUGGUGUCCAGCGGAGGGUCAGAAGUGGGUGUGGCUAAGCUGACCGGAGAAAUACUGGAAAUUAUGACUCGCCUGCCGAUCGCGGUGGAGAAACUGACCGGAGUUAACAUCUCACAGGGUGCCUUAGCCCGUAUGGGUUAAUGAAGUUCGUGGAGAGCAAAUCGGAGCCUUAAACAGCUGUGAUGUUGAUCUUUCUGUCUUUGUGUGCAUGAAUGCAUGCCUGUGUUUAUACUGAACCUGGAACGUCAAUGUCAUUUUAGUUAGCUUGUUGUAGUUCACCAUUAUCUAACGUUUGAUUUUACACUCAGUUUUGUGUAUAAUGUGAUUUUAUGUGAAGUAACUUUAUGUAAUCAUUUUAUAAGUUAGUUAGAAGAAUGCUUUAUUGGUAAAUAGGGAAGCAGGAGUACACAACAAUAUCGUUUUUUCAAUUGUGAAUAGUUUUUAUAUUUCUGUCCACAUGCCUGUAGAUUCCGCUCAGUUUCUGUCAAAUGCAUGACAGUUCACCUUAAGUGCAUUACUGAACCCAUGGCGCAUGUGCAUGCUGCCUUACAUAUCCAGAUCUUUCCAAAGUCAAGACCUAACAAUGUUACGCUAUCUUCUUGCCAUUUAAACCUCUAUGUGACUAGCUGCUUAGAUGUUCAUUGAUGUGAUGAAAAUAUACUAUAGAAGGUAACUGGCUAAAGAUAUUUUUCUAUAGAAUCAAAUAAUACUGACAUACUUUAUUGUUAGGAAGGGCUUUAGUUACACUUCAGUCUCUGUGGUGUGUAAAGGGAUUUUUACAGCAUGUUGAAAAGUGAGCGAGGGGGUGGGAUGUUCGUAAAUAAUACAAUUGUUUUUUUUUUAUGAACAAACGGGAAAAAGAAGAAGAGAAGUAGGUUAGGUUUUCAACGCUGGCCACAGACUUGUCUCUGUGGCCACGGAAACUGAUCUCAUCAUUUUCCAGUGGGUGCAGAAGACUGAAGUUAAUCUUUUCAUUUUCGUUUUAUUUUAGUUCUUUAGUGUAACCUAUGCAGCCUUACAAAGUGCCUAUAAGAGCACCUUUCUCACUGAAUCAAACUAAUAUCUAAAUUCAAGCUGUGUUGUGUUUCAGUGAUAUCACUGUGAUGUACCAUCAGAUACUUUCUGAUAUUAAUGGUUUUCAAAAUGUAAAAUCUUUUAUGAUAUUUGUUUUCAUUAGAAUGUAGUGCUUGUCUGUUUGUUUCUAUGCAUGAAAGCUCCUUACUAAACAUUUGCCUUAAUGUUCAACGGAGGUAUAGAUGUUUCCACCUUUAAACCAUUGAUUAUAUAUCCAGUCGGAGACACAUACAUAUGAUUGUAUGUUAUAUUUAACAAACAAUAAACUACUGUCUGUGCUGUAAUCAAUAACUUGUCUUAUAUGUGUGCAGUGUUUGCACUCAAACACAAUUUGAUUUGUUCAUCUUUAGUAGAUCAUUUCACAGCAUCCAUACAUUUGUGCAAAUCGAAAAACAAGCACCUGAUUUUAAUAUUAUUUGAAAAGAUUUAUUAAAAUGCCUACAAAAAUAGACAAGACAGGCAUUGACUAACACAAGCAGAAAGUCUAAUACAGAGACAGACAAACCCGAUUAACAACAGAUACCAAAUACUAAUGAAGAAAAUUAUGUCCCAUGAAUUAUUUACAUUUUUUAAGAAACACGAAUAGGCCACAUAGCUGAGGACAGAACACACCGGAUGCUAUGUUUAUAAAAAUAUAAAGUUUAGUUUAGGGCUUCAGUGUACCAAAGAAGGUUCAAGGUCAUUCAGUAAGCAUAGUCGGCAUAUUAACAUAACCAUUUGUGAAUCACAUUCUCGAGUACUUUACAGUAAAUAUAGGGCUUACUUAUGUGGCUUCUCAACCUCCUACACACCCACCUUUUUACUGAGACUUCACACACCAGUCUCUAUAAACUGUUUUAAAGGUACAACACCACCGAGUCUUUCAGAAUUCUUGAGGUUUGAAAGUGCAUGGACAAUAUUUACACAGAGGCACGAUACCCUCAAUAACUUGUAACUCAUAACACUUACUGUUUUAACACCAACAACCAGCCAGUUGCAGAAAUGAUGUACUGUAACUUUAAGAUGUAGAAAUGAUGUACUGUAACUUUAAGAUGUGCACCCAGGCAUCACUUCAGAGUUUCUCUGCAUGUGCCAUAUGAGUUUACAUAGUAAAUCAAGGGCAUUGGGUGACAUUGAUUACUAUUUAACAUAUAUAACAUUACAUGUUGCUUUCCCUCUCUCUCUCUCUCUCUCUCGCUCUCUCUCUCUACAUACUUAUGCUUUUGUAAGCUUAGAAUACGAGUCCUUUCAAAUACAUCCAAAGAUACGAUAUCUGGCAUUCAGACAUCUGCAUCCAAACUCCAGUUGAACCAAGAAUGUUCUCGUAUUCAAGUUUAGGAUCUACUCAUGAAGUUUAGUUCAAGUCAGUCCACAAAAUUACUUGACUUUCUGCAGUCAUCUUCAUUUUAGUCAUGACUACCCAACCAUUACAUUUACACCUAGUUAGUCAGAUGACCUUGAUUACUAGUAAGAGACCAUUUGUGUGGUGACAAGACAGGGGUGGAGCCACAAAUGUCAAUCUAAACAGAGCCAUGUGAUAGGUAAGUCAGUCAGACAUUUGCACAUAGUUACAGUACACUUAGAAGUCCUCUUCUCUGUUCACACACUUUAAAUAUGUCCUCAGUUUGCCACAGUGGCUGCAUUAACUCUGAAAGUGUCAGAAUGGUUAUGAUGCCUCAUAACAGUGUGUCCUAACCUAGAGCUUCCAGUCACAAGCAAUAUAUCUGCUCACACUGAAUCCAACACGUGCAUUCACCCAUUCAACAUUCAGUUAAAUGUAAAUAAAUGUACAGUUCUGUGACACUGAAUUCUGGAUCAUUUCACACUGCUUGGGGUACAGAUGGUUAGCUUCAGGUCUGGUUAGGACAUGUUGUAAGAUAUUCUAUUCUUGCAAUGAUUCAAAACAACAAUUUUAUAUCACGGAUUAAAAACCGAUAUGCGAGUAUUUCUUAUUUUAAUAAGAGCUCAUUUCCAGUAUGCAAACAACCCUCCACCAAAGCCAUGAAAACUGGCCAUCACCAUAAAUGGUAGCAAAGUUAGACUGUUAGUAUUCACUGUAAUUAUUUUAAAUGCAAGUAAAAAAAAUCACAAUUUCUGUCAUUGUAUACCAUGUAACAUUUUGCCCAUUUAAUUGAGUAAAUGGAUAGUUUGUAGAGCUACUGUUGUGCUGCCUGUCACCUAUAGCUACAAAACCCUCCACCAGUUACAAUGAUUAUGUUUAGAAAUCUAUUCAGUGUUCAGGGAAUGAAGAAACAGAUUCAUUAGCUGUAAGUUCAGAGAAUCAGAAUUUAAGGUUCAGAUGACAAGCAACAUUUUAUCCCAAAAUCAACUGAAUAUGUUUUCUGUCCAAAAACAUGACCUCAGAACGUCCAUGUUUCACUUUGAAGCUUAAAGGGAUAGUUCACCCAAAAAUGAAAAUUCUGUCGUCAUUUACUCCCCUUCUUGCCAUUUCAAACCUUUAUGACUUACUUUCUUCCGCAGAACGCGGAAGAUAUUUUGAAAGAAAGCUCCGGCUUCCAUUCACUUCUACUGUAUGGACACAAAACCAAAUCAAGCGAGUGGGGGCCAGUUAACAACGUUCUUCAAAAUAUCUUCUUUUGUGUUCUGCGGAAGAAAGAAAGUCACACAAGAAAUCUCUGUGAAACCAAAUAAUGUGGAAUGAUGGUGCAAUAACUAACAGUGGGGGCACAGCAAGUGGAAACAUGAUAAUAAUGGGAUAAAACGUUGCUUUAAAAGUUCAGGAUUUUCAGGAGGUGAAAAGUGGGUCUUUUAGGGGCACCGUACCUGCGGUUUUUUUCGCCUCAACCCACAAACAUAACAUACACUAAUUUACAUAAGAGUGCUUAGCCGUGUCUGCGUAAAAACACACCACCAGUCUGUGGUCCACAUACACAUUCUUUCAUCCAUCCUCUGUGUCAGCUCUCCUCUCUCUCUCUUUU
Messenger RNA from Triplophysa rosa, 5264 nucleotides. It is a transcript of the gene flot1b, whose product is annotated as flotillin 1b. Lineage: Eukaryota; Metazoa; Chordata; Actinopteri; Cypriniformes; Nemacheilidae. The coding region runs from base 136 to 1413 and encodes 425 amino acids. The transcript is spliced from 13 exons. The record is from RefSeq and is a predicted model, not a curated record. Gene Ontology annotation, biological process: positive regulation of cell-cell adhesion mediated by cadherin; positive regulation of cell junction assembly; protein kinase C signaling. Gene Ontology annotation, cellular component: plasma membrane.